AUGCCAUCGGUUAUUCAGUUCGUGUUCUGUGGACUCGUUCUCAACGUGCUUUAUCGACUGCCCAGUGCUCGUACAGUAAUCAAUUAUCCUAUUAUCAAUUUGCUUGCGUCGGAUGUCUUACGAGCCGUCUUGACCUUCCUUGCCAUUCCCUUCUCUUUUACAAAGUACGACCAUCCUUCAAUUGGCGAACGAGUGUACUGCGAGUUCUUCAGAUAUGCAAACAACGUUCAGUUGUCUUGGUCCUGCUGGGCCAUCGUCAUAGUUGCCUAUAGUCGCUAUGACAUCGUUGCAAACGUAUUCGACCAUAAAUUCAAGAAAAAACGCUUUUGGACACUCACCUUGACGAGUUGGAUCGUAUCGCUUCUUACAUCCUUACCUCCUAUUAUAGGAUGGAGCUCUUACGAUAUCAGGAAGAUGAAAAACAUGUAUCGAUGUACUACCGGAUCGAAUGGAAUGAAAAAGGAUUUGGCAAGUGCCACUUUCCUUCCAUUUUUCUAUUUUGUCAACUACGUUGUUCCUUCGAUUCUCGUCUUGAUACUCUUUUCCUGUAUUGCUCGCAUCGCCAUCAAGCGGCAGAUAAAACACCCGACUUCUUCAAAUAAGAUUGUUGUACUGUCAGGUUUCUCUCAUCCGUCUCUUCCAUCUACCGAGCAAGAACGGCAGCGAGACUUAGCAGCUCAUCUAAAGACGAUCAUUCAGUCUAGGUCAUUCCUCUACAUCGUUCUGAUCGUCGUGACCAACACAUUUCUCUUAGCGCCAUAUGUAGUGACCACUUCCUAUGAUACUGUCAGUCGUGAUAUUGGACUACAAAAGAAAAUACCAAAUGUUGCAAUGGAUAUCACUACAGUACUCUUCUUGGUGAAUUUUAAUGCUAACUCUUUGCUAUACAUAUUUUGGAUCAAGACUUUUCAGCACGCGACUGCUGUUCUGUGUUGUCGCAGGAGGGAGGAGCGCACUGCAACAGCAGCAGUAUAUUGA
This is a messenger RNA of Corticium candelabrum, 978 nucleotides long. RefSeq names its product pinopsin-like. The record is from RefSeq and is a predicted model, not a curated record. NCBI's taxonomy places the organism in Eukaryota, Metazoa, Porifera, Homoscleromorpha, Homosclerophorida, Plakinidae. Gene Ontology annotation, biological process: G protein-coupled receptor signaling pathway. The transcript has a single exon. Bases 1 to 978 code for a protein of 325 amino acids. Gene Ontology annotation, cellular component: membrane. Gene Ontology annotation, molecular function: G protein-coupled receptor activity.